Lineus longissimus is the source of this 2205-nucleotide messenger RNA. RefSeq lists its product as uncharacterized. The transcript has 5 exons. Bases 99 to 869 code for a protein of 256 amino acids. The record is from RefSeq and is a predicted model, not a curated record. Lineage: Eukaryota; Metazoa; Nemertea; Pilidiophora; Heteronemertea; Lineidae.
UGUUGCCAGGAAAGCUGAAGUGACAGUUCAAUUUGGUUUUUGGUGCUCAAUAAAUAUCAUAUUUACCGAAUUUUGGUUUGUCGGAAAUUGCCACAAAGAUGGCUAAAUAUCCAAUGGAUGACCGAGAAUUCGAUGAUCUCCUUGCGAGGAUAAGACAGGAGACAACUCAUGCUGCCAAAAAGUUAGAGAUCCUUUACGCAUCGCGAGGAAGUUUCAGUGGUCUUCAGGCUGCCAGGAUCCUGGAGGCCAUCGCGAUAUCCUCACACAAGGUCACAGCCUGUCAGAUGAUGGAGCCAAGGUUGUGUCCCAUGAGUUGUGACGAAUCAAGAAUGGUCCUGUCGUGUGUGAGUCUCCACAAUGACAAGGUGGCUGUACUGAACAGUUUGAAAAGGGUCCUCUGCGACUGUCACACCAAUCUCGGCAAAGAGUAUGUGAUGAGUAGUUACCCCUACGAAACAGACAAAUACCGAGCGCUACGCAUCUUACAAACUGUCCAGUCAGACACGACACAGAAAACUCCAGCUGGGGGCCAUCAGGGCUAUGCACCUCUCGGCUGUCUCUACACACAAGCAAGGCCACUCGAACCGCAUCUGUACGGGGCAGUUUCGCAACAACAAAACCGGGCAGCAGGUCAUGGACCAAUCGCCCUUCCUCCCGCUGCUGACCCUGGCAUCCUGCCAUCAAGGUACACAAGCCACCCAUCCUACUCCUACCCACGUGAUAAGACGUACUUGGAGACGAAAAACUACCCCGCACCUAGAGUACUAAUGGAUCAAGAUGAACCUGGAUACAAAUUGUACCCGACUGGAGCGCCACCUGUGGGCUACGAUCAGAGGAGUCCUGCACAAGUAGGCUUCCCGGGAUUAUAAUGGACAGAUGUCUUUAGUGCUGACAAAUUGUAAGGUUGUGAUUGUGAACUCUUGGACAAUCUUUCCAAACCUGAGUUUGGUGCAAUUGUGUGCAUCUAAAUUGCAGUGUGUCGACAUAGUUAUAAGACAAUUUGUACCCAAUGAUGUUUAACCCCUGACAAGUUGCACCAAGGACAGCGGGCCGGGAUGAAUUGUCCUGCAGGAGGAGGAGACAGAUUGUCCCUUCUCCCACAGCCAAACAGGAUACAACGAUAAAUCUGUGACCCAUGCUGGUGAAUUGUGUUGCAAUUAGUAGAAGAUUAAGCAGCAAAUUUGAUCAGAAACUACACAUUUCCUCCUUAUACCGUGAUCCCUGAUGCUUUGUUAAAGUCAGAAUUCACAUGGCGGUGAUGUGUUGGAAAGUUUAGUAAAGAUUGAAACUAUUUGGUUCCGGUUUCUGCCGUAGCCGUUUACUCAAAAAGAAUGUCUGCUUAUUGCGACUCAUAUUUCCAGCUCUGGUCAUAUUUUGAGCAUUGUCAUUGUCAUGUCAAAAGGUCCCUUUGACUCAUCAUUUGUAACAAAGGUACAAAGUGCAUUCACGUUUUAAAGGAGAUAUUCCCAAUCUUUACCAACGUAUGUGAAGGUGUGGCAUGUACACCUGUUGAUGUUUUUUGCUGUUGCUUUUUGUUCAGUAUUUGAAAAUCUAAUAUUUAUAUUGUUGACUGAUCUGUUUGUGUGAAUAGAGUGCCACCCGUACAUGUGAAAGCCAGCUGUGAUAGAUGGUAUAUUGCCGGUAACUGUCAUUGUGUGAUCAUGUAAUAUUGUUAAGCUUAGUGUUUUACCAGUGUUGAUUUUGACUGCUUUUUUCUUGACUGAUCCUACACUCGAACUGAACUCAUUUCAGCCAAAAUCUGUCCCUCUGACUUUAUUAUACAAUGUACAUCUUUCUGUUGUAAACAAUGAAUUUCUGCAAAUGAUGUGCAGAGCUUUUGGUGAAGAACAUAUUGUUUGCCACUUGAAUUCUCGGGUGCUGACCAAUUAGUACAUACAUGUACAUGUGUAGAGCAUACUUAUCUAUAAAAUCUAACAUGGUCCUUUGAAACUCUGAUGAAGAAACAUGUAUAACCGAAACCUUUUUUUUAUCCCCUACUUGGGUGUCUUUAUUUGGGUUUAAAGCUGGAACCCACACUAAGCUAGAUAAUGACAAGGUAUUGAUUUGUGCAUAAUGUAGUUUAUUGCCAAGUAUGUUUUUGUGUGUCCAGGCCUACUUGUGGUUUGUCUAGACAGACACCAGUGUUUUUGUAAAUUGUAAAUUGAAAUUUAUCCUCAACAUGCCAAAUAAAAUACUGAUAUUUGA